This is a messenger RNA of Calidris pugnax (ruff), 951 nucleotides long. RefSeq names its product family with sequence similarity 212 member A (gene INKA1). Lineage: Eukaryota; Metazoa; Chordata; Aves; Charadriiformes; Scolopacidae. Gene Ontology annotation, cellular component: nucleus. Gene Ontology annotation, molecular function: protein serine/threonine kinase inhibitor activity; protein kinase binding. The transcript has 2 exons. The record is from RefSeq and is a predicted model, not a curated record. The coding region runs from base 1 to 951 and encodes 316 amino acids.
AUGCCGCUGCACGCCGGCCGGCUCCGCGCAGGAGCCACGGGAAAGCGGGGCCCGGGGCUGCGGGCAAGCUGGGACCUGCGCCCCACUCCCCACUGCACGCCCGGCCCGCACCCCCCCGCAGGGGCACCGGCCCCCCGGCCCCCGCGCCCCGGCUCGGCGGCGGACUCAGCCUGCAGCCUGGAGCCGGGAGGUGAAGAGGAAGAAGGGGGGGGCCCGGCUGCCCGCUCCCCCCCAGCCAGCGAGCGCAGCCUGGAGUUCGACUCGGGGUAUUCAGAGGCGUCGGGGGGCACGUGGCGGGAGGAGGAGGUGGUGCCCGUGCGACGCCGGCACCCCCCGCCCUGCCAACGGGCACACCGGCUCUCCGCCGGCCCCGCUGCCCCACCACCCGCCCCCACCCGCCGUGUCCGCCCCAAAUCCACCUCGGACGCCUGCCUGGAGCAGUGGCGGGUGUUGGAGCCAGGUGACGCGCAGGACUGGACCGUGGCGCUGCUGUCACAGAGCCGGAACCGGCAGCCCCUGGUGCUGGGUGACAACUGCUUCGCCGACCUGGUGGAGAACUGGAUGGACCUGCCCGAAGUGGGCACCGAAACCCGGCGCCGAAACCCCACCGAGCCCACCCGCCGGCUGGCCAAGCCCCCCGCCUUCCUGCUCAGCCUCUCGGGCAACGUACGCCGAAAACUGGCCAACAUGGCCCGGCCCCGAGGAGCUGAUGGUGCCCGGCCAGCAGGUCGCGAAGCCACCAAGCGUUUCUCCUGCCCCCUGGGACUGGGGGGGCAGCCCAAAGGCGCCUGCUUCCACCAGUCCCACAGCAACAAACCCCGGUUUUGUAUGGUUCGGGCACAGCGAUGUUUGUCGGGGUUGGGGGGGGGGCCUGUACCCCAACUCUGGGCAGGGGCAAGCAGGGUUUGGGGUUUUUUUGAGACAAGGGCCAAUGCACCAGAGCUCAGCUGA